Molecule: messenger RNA, 5519 nt
Organism: Schistosoma spindalis
Lineage: Eukaryota; Metazoa; Platyhelminthes; Trematoda; Strigeidida; Schistosomatidae
Source: the annotation of a GenBank genome assembly
AUGCCACGAAGAAGAUGUUCUUCACCAAUAAAUACUACCGCUAAUAAUGUUAUUACUAAUAAUCACAGUAAUAAUAAUCAUGGUAGAACAAUAAAUACAUCGUCAAGUCAUCAUCAUAAUCAUCAUCAUUCAACACAUAAUAAUUUAAGAUUUCGUGGAGGAAGAACAAACAAUGGAAUUUCGCCUAAUCAUAAUCGACUUCUAGAUACAUCACAAGAAACACAAGAUUGUCAUGUAUCCUCUACAACUACUAAUCUAAUGCAAGAAAUUCAGAGUUUUCCAAUUGUUACCACAUUACAACUUCAACAAAAUGAUCCAGAACUAGAAGCUGACAAAAAGUUUAUUAUGAGUCAUCCACUUUAUCCUCUGUUGGCUUUAUUAUUACAACAAUGUGAAUUAGCUACAGCUAGACCUGAUUCACCACCUCCACUAGAUACUUUUAAUACAGAAUUAAUUUCAUAUAUUCAACGUCGAAUAGAAUUACAACAACAAACAGAAAGUGAUCAUAAUGAUGAAAAUGAAAUGAAUGAAUUAAAAUCAAAUUCAUUAAAAUUGAAUCGUGACAAAUUAAAUAAAAGUAAUGAAAAAUAUAAAAGUACAGAAGAUAUAAUCAAUAUCACUGAUAGUAAUAAUACUGUAAAAACUACUAUUUCUUCGAGAUAUAAUACAAAUCAUUCAUUAAAUAAUCAACUUUCAACAACUACUAUAACACAAACUACAAAUGCUAUAUCAUCUAUUAAUACUACUAAUAAAACUAAUUCAGUAACAAAUGUACGAAAUAUUAGUGAUUGUUUUUUAUCUAGUAAUAAUGUAAAUAAUGAUAUAUCCACAAAUUUUGUAUAUAAUAAUAAUAAUGAUAAUAGAAAUCGUAAAUUAUUAAAAUGUGAUAAAUCAAUUGAUCAUAAAAAUAAUUCCAAUUACGUAGCAAAUGAUGAUGUUGAUCCUGAUGCUGAUGAUGAAUUAAGAAAAUUAAAUUGUACAUUUAAUGAUGAAAGAAGAUUUCAAUUUUUAAGUAAUAAUACUGAAUUAAAUGAAUUAAUCGUUAAAGCUAUACAAGUAUUACGUAUACAUUUAUUGGAAUUACAUAAAGUAAAUGAAUUAUGUAAAGAUUUCUGUUCCCGGUAUAUUUACAGUUUAAAAUCAAAAUUUCAAUCAGAUCCACUUAUUCAUGAUUCACAACCAUCUUCACCUGGAGAAUCUGAAGCUGUUUCUCCAGUUGCACCGGGUUGUUACAAUCCUCGUUAUCCUCAUCAUCACCACCAUCAUAUGCUAGGACCAAAUUUAUCCUGUCAUCCUGGACCAACUGAUAUGAUUCCACCAGGAUAUCAACGUCAUUUAUCCAGUCGAUUAGAUGAUGAAUCUUUAUGUGGUUCAUCUGAUGUAGAAAAUCUUCGUUCAGAUUGUUUACAUUCCAAUUCACUUCCCAAUAUUCGUACAGGUUAUGAUAUGAAUGGAUCAUGCUAUACUCCAAAUUUUAAUAUGGCUAAUUAUAAUUCACCUUAUUUUAUGGAUAAAUCUAUUGUUCAAGAUGGUUCAGUUUCAUGUGAUGAGUCACUAUCCCAGCUGCAUUCAUUUCUUUCACCAUAUGGAUCAACUGCUUUAAGUAGUGCAGCAUUUCAUGCUAGUUUGGAUGGACUAUGUGUUGGUGGAAAGCAAAAACGUGGUGUACUUCCCAAACGUGCUACUCAAAUUAUGAAACAAUGGCUAUUUCAACAUCUUGUGCACCCUUAUCCAACAGAAGAUGAGAAAAGACAUAUAGCAGGCCAAACAAAUUUAACGUUAUUGCAAGUAAAUAAUUGGUUUAUUAAUGCAAGACGACGUAUUCUGCAACCAAUGCUAGAUUCUUCGAAUUUUGUACCACAUGGAAACAAUUGUAAUAAUGUAGAUGGAUCAUCAGAUAGACUGUCCAAUUCCAUGGGUUGUAAUGAAUCACAUGUUAUUAGUAAGAAGAAAAAAGCUGCAACAAGCAGACCUUCAAACAAUCGAUUUUGGCCAGCAAGUUUGGUUGCUGCAGCCGCCAUACAUCCUGCAGCAGCUGGUUUAGUGUCUUCUGGUAGCAGUAAUUUUACCGCUGCAGUCAAUUCAGGCAUUAAUAUUACAAAUAGUAGUCACAGCGUCAAUACAAACCCAAAUACAACACGAACUGAUUAUCGUAUAUCAGAUGGAAGACCUAAUUCUUUAGACGAAGUAAUCAGUGACACGUCAAUAAGUUCAACGCCGAAACAACAAGGCGAAUGUGCUUACACUCCACAAACGUAUGACUCAUCAUCUGUCACACUACCUCAAAGUCCUGGACAUAAUCAAAAUUUUGAUUGCAAGCUUUCAUCUGAUUUGUGGAAUCUAGAUACACGAAUGGAUUUACUGAAUUCACAGAAAUUUUAUUUCAAUUUUCAAUCUGGUGUAUCGUCGACAAAAGUUCGGUCAAAUAUAAAUGACAAUAUUAGGGAAAUGUGCAACAAUAAAGUCCUUCAAAACGGAACUAAUUCAUCAAGUUUAUCAAAUAAUAACCCUUCAUUUACAUCAAAUCCAAGCCAUUGUUUGAAUCCAUUCAGCUCCACUCCUACAGUGAGCACAGAUUUAACACAAACAAUGUCAGGUAAAUAUGAUUCAAUACAUGAAAAUUUAUCGAUAAAACAAUCUGAUGAAACUAUUAAACGUUUGACUCCAUUAUUAUUAUCAUCAAUAUCAUCAUCGUCAUCAUCAUCAUCAUCAACAUGUUCUACCUCAAAAGAUAUUGAUCAAUGUAUAGAUAGUGUUCAACAAAAGCAAAAUAAUAAUAGAAAUGAGAGAAUAGAUAAGAAUUAUGUAAUGAAUAAAUCGAUCAAUAAUAAAACGUCAGUAGAUAAUAAUUUAUUCAGAAAUGAAAUAAAUAAUAAUAAUAAUGAUUUAAUUCAUACAAAAUCUGAACGUAAUUUUCAAGAAUUUAGUCCUGUUCUACAAAAUUUACCAAUAGAAUCUAAUAAUAAUGGUAAAAUGAAUUUAUUAGCCAAUAGAUUAUUAGAGUCGGAUUUAAUCAAUAAUAAUAAUAAUAAUAAUAAUAAUAAUAAUAAUAAUAAUAAUAAUAAUGGUAAUAAUGAUAAUACUAACAAUACUUUGAAUAAUGAUCGAGAUCAUUUAAACACAUUAAAUAAUGAUGAUUCUUAUGGAAUACAAUCACAAAAUGAUUCAACAAUUCCUAUGAUGAUGAUGAUGACAAAUUCAUCAUCAAAUUAUCCUCAGAACUAUUCAUCAAUGCUAUUAUCACAUGCACAAAAUUAUUCGAAUUAUUUAUCUAAUAAUAUAAACAACUCAAAUAAUUUAUUAUCAUUUGAUGUACAUUCGAACAAUUUGAGGUACAGUCAUACUAACAAAAAUAAUAAUAAUGAUAGUCUGAAUCAGUUAAAUUAUACAUCUCAUUCAUAUCCUAAUAUUAUUAAUAAUCCAACUGGAAGACCAAAUUCCGGAUUUAAUCGUUCAGUGGAUUUUUCUACAUCAGAUGUAAAUGAUACUCCUGUUACAUCAUUUUCAACAAUUCCAUUACAUCAUCAACAACAACAUGAUAAUUUAUCGUCAUCUAUACAACAGAAAACAGAAUUAUCAUGUUAUCUAACUGAUCAAUGGUCAAAUAUUACCCCUAUAUCAACUAAUCAAUUUACAAAUAAUUUAAAUACUAUAAAUCAGUAUACUACAUUUCCUUCAAGUUGGACAAAUAAAUUAAAAAGAUUUAAUUCUUCUGUAUUACAAAUAGAUAAUGGAAAUAUUGAUUCAUUGUCUGGUUCAUCAGACGAAGAUAUUCAACAUCAUCGACAUUCUCAUCGGCAUUUGGAAUCAGAAAAUGAACAGUUUAUGCAUUGUUUACGAGGUUCUACUCUAUUAAAUCGUAAUGAAGAAACAAAUACUGAUCAGUCAUCGAUUUUACAUAGUGCUAAUCAUCAAUUAAUUUAUAAUCUUCCCAGUGAUAUGAAUAAUCUGAAUUAUACACAUACAGAGUUAGGCAUACAAGAGUCAUUGAAUUCUAAAUCAAUUUAUCCAGUCCAGUAUAAUCAACAUCAUCAUCACCAUUCACAAUAUGACACUGCAAUCCCAACUGGUAAUAUCGGUGAUACAUGCACAGAAAAUGAUGAUGACGGUUGUGAUAAUAAUAAUAGUAACGAUAUCAAUAAAAGCAGUUUAUCAUUUUUUAAAUCACCAUCAACAGGUUUAAUGACGAAAUCUACUUCUACAUUUCAAUAUCAUAAUUCAUAAAAAGUCAGAAUUCAUUUACUGUUCAUGUUUUACUCCUAAAGUUUUUAUUUUAUUUUCUCUUUCUUUACUUCCCUUCCCUCUUUGUGUUUGUACAUAAGUAAAACUUGGAUAUUUCAUGAGGCAGAAAUCAUUAUAUAUAUAAAUAUGAACAAAUAUGUAACUUUUCUUAAACAUGAUAAUUGACUGAAUAACAACAGUUACUAUGAACACUACUUACUGCUCUUUUUCUUUCAAAUGAAAACGUCUCUUUCAUUAUUAUUAUUAUUAUUAUUAUUAUUCUUUCAUUGUAUUUUAUGAACAAGUCAAAUGUUUCUUUUAAGAAUAAAAACAAAAACAAUACAAACCUAAACACGAAUUGGUUGUUGAUAGAUAAUUAUGUUUGUUUUCAGUUAGAUUGUAUGAUCAUUAGUAUCAAUUACAGAGUAUAAACACAAACUAAAACGAUUUGAUAACUGCCAGAAAUUAUGUAAAAAUUUUUAAAAUUAUAAUAUCAUUAUUACCUAAAGUGUUUCCAUGAAUAUAUAUAUAUAUAUGGCGUAUUCGAUGACAAAUGACUAUGAAAACAGUAAAAUGUAAUGAAAUGAAACAAUUUAAUGAGGAAUUAUGUCAUAACGAAGAAUGAAACAUUUAGUGACAUAUUGUAUAAUACAAUAAUGAUUAUAAUUGAAUUGAAUGAUACAUUGAGAAAAUAAGAAUGAAAUUUCAUUAGUUGUUUGUUUGGUUUAAGGAUUUUUGUUUGAGACAGUUUUUAGUUUUUAUCUCUUUAUUUGUUUUUUUGUUUGUUUGUCUUUUUUUUCUUUCUGUCACAAUUAACUUAUUUCAAACGGAGAACAGGGUACUUAUUAUUAAUAUUAGUAACCAUCAAAGUUGUUGUUAUUAUUAUUAUUAUUAAUAUGAAUAUUAAUAAAGUUGGAAAAAAGAGAACAGAAUGGCUAGUGAAUUUUAUUACUAUUAUUAUUAUUAUUACUAUUAUUAAUUCGUUAUUUUCAUUAUUAUCAGUUUGAAAUAAAUUCAUUCAUUAACAAAAUUGACUUAAUUGUCUACAUAUUUAUUUUACUACUAGGUACAAAUAUAAGUAGUUUAAAUCAAUUUGUGAAAAUUUGUUACAAGUGCUUUAGUGACGAUUGUUAAGUCAGACUAAAAUAUACAUUGACUUUGAUUAAUUGUGGUAGUUUAUUUAGACAGAAAGAAUAUAAAAUUAAUUACACAGCUAUUGGAUAAUAAUCAAAUCAGUAAGAGAAAGAAUUUUGGCAAAGAGACACAAUUGGUCAUUUGUCUAUUGCUUAAAAUUGUUG